Molecule: messenger RNA, 3289 nt
Organism: Camponotus floridanus (Florida carpenter ant)
Lineage: Eukaryota; Metazoa; Arthropoda; Insecta; Hymenoptera; Formicidae
Product: putative fatty acyl-CoA reductase CG5065
Exons: 10
Coding region: 1094-2620 (508 amino acids)
Biological process (GO): long-chain fatty-acyl-CoA metabolic process
Cellular component (GO): peroxisome
Molecular function (GO): alcohol-forming very long-chain fatty acyl-CoA reductase (NADP+) activity
Source: RefSeq, a predicted model, not a curated record
ACGUAAUCUAUGCGAACGACGGCGAAGCAACCUGGAAGGCAACUCGAUCGAUUUUUCGGCCUCGGUCGGACCAUCCAAAUUCCACCCCCUUUUUCAACCCCUUACGCAUGCGUUCGCUCCCGUUUAUACCUCCCUUUCCGUUCCCCGUCAACAUAAACGCACACACGCGUGCAUGUUUCUCGCCAUCUGUUCAUCGCUGAUAGGCGGUGUGCAACGCGCAAGACGAGGCGCGAUUAGCAACGUCGACGAAGCCAAACCAGUGCUUCUUGCCUCCUUUGUCAGGACGGUUCGCUUCUCUUGGCGGGCAGGAGAAUCCCGAGGUGGUCGAUCGAGGUCGCCCCUCGAUAAUCGCGUGGGCGCGACGCGUAUCUCGGAGGGAUCUCGGAAGUUUUCGGCCUCGUCCCUCCUUUCUUUUCCUCCCCGGUGAGUCUAUUUUCACGACGAACAUCCGGACAUCGCGCUCUCGACCCUUCCCUUCUCUCCUUCCGAUCCCCCGUUUCCUCGGCCGGUUUUUUUCGGCGAUCGUCAUGAGAGCAAGAGAGCGCGUCGAGGCGGCAUCGGGAAUUAGACUCGCCAAAAAGUGAGAUCGAUGCGCGAAAACGCACUCGUUCGCACGCGCGUGCACAAAUCGCGAUAUCCCCACGUACACGUGUCGAAAGAAAGAUACAUGUCAGCGUAUUUGCGCGAACGGAAAGACGGAACCGGGGAGAGACAGCGAGCGAGAGAAUAUCGAGGGACAGAGCGCCGGACGGACUAAGGGCAUGUCAGUGCACACACAAUACCAGUUUUUGUGGCUUUGGAUUUAUUAACUUGCAAAAUAAGGAAUCUUUUGGCAUUAGACAAAGUGUGGAUAGUGUGCGGUAUCUCUGUCCUUUACGCGCAUGCCAUCGUUUUUCGACACUUUCUUUCCUACACAUCAGUUACGAUCUCUGUGUUUGGACCUGAGACUUCAAUUUAUUAUUGAAAUUGAUAAAAACAGCCAUAUCAAUUUUCUGGACGUUUCCACCAUAAUUAAUGAGGAAUUUAUUGAGUUUGAUUGGUACACUAAAUCAACUCUUUUAGGUACUGCGUAAAAUUUGAAACACAUAUCAAAAUGGGAACAACGAAUGCACAAACCAAUUCGGGACACGCACACGAUGAGACUCACUCGAGAGGAAGUUCAAUCGACACAUUCUUCGCUGAAACGGUGAUCUUUGUAACGGGUGCCACUGGUUUCUUAGGGAAAGCCCUCCUGGAGAAGCUGCUGCGCUCGUGUCCUCGUGUGGCUACAAUUUUCGUUUUAAUCCGUCCAAAAAGAAGUCAGUCUAUCGAAGAACGCUUCAGGAAACUACUGGAAAAUCCUGUUUUCGAUAGAAUACGAUCGGAAUUUCCUGGCGCCUUAAAUAAGAUCUUCCCCGUUAAGGGCGACGUGGGCAUGCCGGAACUGGGACUUCAGCCCGAAGACAAGGAUAUGUUAAUACAGCGAGUUAACAUUGUUUUUCAUAGUGCAGCCACCGUGCGUUUUAAUGAGCCGUUGAAAGUAGCCGUUAAUCUAAACACAAGAGGCACUGAACGUAUGCUAGACUUGUGUAGGCACAUGACGAACCUUAUUAGCGUCAUUCACGUUAGCACGGCCUACAGUAACGCCGAUCGACGAGAAAUUGAGGAAUCGAUAUAUACCACGGAGAUAAAGCCGUACACAGUAAUCGAUAUGUGCGAAAAUUUGGAUGACGAAACGAUAGGAAUAAUAGAGAAAAGAUUAAUCGGUAAUCAUCCAAAUACUUAUACGUUGACCAAAGGUUUAGCAGAGCAGAUUGUGCUGUCCAAGGGAAGCGAUUUACCAAUCGCGAUCGUACGACCGAGUAUAGUUUGCGCAGCAUAUCAAGAACCAUUUCCAGGAUGGGUAGAUAAUGUUUGCGGUAUUACAGGUAUAAUGACAGAGAUAGGUAGAGGUACCAUUAGGAGCAUCAUAUGCAACGCAAAUUUAGUAGUAGACGUUGUACCUGUCGAUUUUGUUGUCGAUACAUUAAUAUGCGCGUCUUGGUAUAACGCUACGCAACGUUCCGAUACGAUAAAGAUUUAUAAUUGUACCAGCAGCUCAUUGCAUCCAAUCACAUGGCGUGAAUUCGGACAUCUUACGAGGAAGCACGCUAUAGAAUCUCCAUCGAAAUACGUCAUGUGGUAUCCAGACUUUACGUUUAGAACAAACAAAUUCAUUCACACUAUCAUGGUAGCUAUGUUGCACUUCUUACCUGCAUUUAUCGUAGAUCUUAUAUUAAGGGUCCAAGGUUGUAAACCUAUAAUGAUGAAAAUCACCAAACGUUUCGAGCGCGCCGCUAAAACUGGAGAGUUCUUCGCGAUGAACGAAUGGAAAUUCUGUGCUGAUAACAUGACGAAGUUAGUGAAAUUUGUAAGAGCGUCGGGUGAUUGUGACGAUUUCAACGUAGAUAUCAAAAGUUUAGAUUGGGAUACGUACUUACAUCAAUACAUGUUAGGAAUUAGAAAAUAUAUUUUGAAAGACAAUCCAGAUACGUUAAAUAAUGCCCGAAAUCGUUUAUCGAAAUUGUAUUGGAUGCAUAAAUUAACCAAAGUAUUCAGUAUAUUCAUGUUAUUAGGAAUGAUCAAGUGUGCCGGUCGGUGAUGUCAUCGAGAAAUUAUACGAAAGCUUUUGGAUCACAAUUCUAGGAACACUGUAAAAAUAUUAUGGAAAAUAUUUUAGGAAAGAGGAACAUAUAACUUUGUAGUACUAAACUGUUAUCAAGUAACUAAUUUACUAAUUUACUAAUUAAUCAGAUAUUAAUGGGAAGGAGAGGAGGAAAAAAAGGAAAGGUAGUUCAAAAAAUAUAAUUUUGAAAAGCGUAAAUGUAGAACGAUUGUAAAUACUAUAGAAUCUUUGUUUAAAACAUUUUCUCACAUAUCUCUCACAUAUUUUGUACGAUAAUUAUUAAGUUAGCUUCUUAAAGAUCCUACAAUUGACACGUACAAAGAAUGUUAUGUCUCUUAUUUUGUGUUAUUCUAUCAAGACAUAUACAUAUACAGAGAAUUCAAAGAUCAAAGAUGAAAAUUUGCAAACAUUUCCUUGUAUUAUAUACAGGGUGUCCCAUUUUAUUUUUGUCAGUCAAAUAUCUCGAUUUUACUUAGAGUUAGAAAAAAAUGUUUCAGACAAAAGUUGUAUGGCUUGAAGGGGGCAAAAGAUGAUGUCAUUGAUUUGACCACAAAAAAUCGUUUGAAGAUUACGUGAACGUCACUUUCAAUUUUUUAAAUGGAACCUACUCUGUCAUUACAUAUUUUUAUAGCUUAUCUCGAAAGC